This is a messenger RNA of Prosopis cineraria, 1476 nucleotides long. RefSeq lists its product as uncharacterized. The record is from RefSeq and is a predicted model, not a curated record. NCBI's taxonomy places the organism in Eukaryota, Viridiplantae, Streptophyta, Magnoliopsida, Fabales, Fabaceae. The transcript is spliced from 4 exons. The coding region runs from base 102 to 1238 and encodes 378 amino acids.
AUUCGUGCGCCUAAAAAGAAGAUAAUUAAAGAAAAGUGAGGGGGAAUUGCAGGAGACGACAAGAUUUCUAAACACAUCAUCAUCCUUAAGGACAAAGUAACAUGUUUUACUUUAUGCUCCCAAACGGAUCUUCUUUCAUGCGACACUUUUCCGCUUUUCACUCUGUUAUCCUCAAUCUCGCCUCCCACUCCCACGCUCUGAUUCUACAUUUCCGAUCCAAACCGUCUCUGUCUCUUUCUCCCAUCACUCCCAUCACCAUGGCCAGCCCUCCUCGUUCUUUCUUCUUCCUCCUUCUCUCCUUCCUCCUUCUCUACAGUUCCGGAUUCAUGAUGCCCAUCUUUUCCGAUCGCGACUCUCCAGCCCCACCUGGUGCCAGUAUCUUCCUAUCUCACCUUCGAAUGAUUGGCAAGAUCCUCCCCAGAAGAACGUUAGGGGACACCACCGUCAUCACAGUACCUUCCAGUAAUCCUGUCACUGUGUACCCCACGAAUCCAUCCGCGGUGCCUGUCACGGUACCUUCCUCUAAUUCCCCCGUGCCGGUUACGGCUUAUCCUCCACCGUCGUCAACUGGUGUUCCGGUGACAAAUUCUCAACCACCACCUCCUCCGACCACCUCUAAUGCUGCUCCUGCUGCUUCUGGGCAGAAGUGGUGUGUGGCUAAAUCUGGAGUUUCACAGUCUGCUCUUCAAUCCGCACUCGACUAUGCCUGUGGAAUGGGAGGCGCCGAUUGCUCUCAGAUACAGCAGGGAGGGAAUUGCUACAAUCCCGACACUCUGCAAAACCACGCUUCUUAUGCCUUCAACGCCUACUACCAAAAGAACCCCUCUCCUACCAGCUGCGACUUCGGAGGCACUGCCACCUUAGUUACGAUCAACCCUAGUUCGGGUUCUUGCAUUUACGCAUCGUCGGCGUCUUCUUCUUCGUCGUCGCCGCCACCGCCAACAACCCCGUCGUCUUCUUCGUCGUCGCGGCCAGCAUCUGCGUCAUCAUCACCAACAGCAUCUCCGACUCCAACAACACCGUCAUCACCAGGAGGUGGUACUCUAGGCUAUGGUAGCCCAACAUCAUCAUCGGCGACAUUGAACUCGAGCAAUCCGGUGUCAGGUUAUACGCCGCUUGUUGGGUCGCAAAGCCCACCUUCCACCACAUGGUCACAUUCAAGUGGUCUCAGGCCUUUUGUUGGAUCGACGCUUCUGCUGGCAUCGCUGGUCACAGCGCAACUCAGCGUGCUUCCUUAGAAUAGGACGAGUAGCUCUAUUAUUAUGGCUCAGGACUUAGGUGAGUGUACUUGUAGAAUUUAAGUAACUGCAGUUUCUGGCUUCUGGGCUGCUGUGCCUGUGCUUUGCUACACGGGGUUAUUGUAAUGUACAUAAUUUGUCGGAGCUACGUUACAUUAGUGUCUGCCGGAUUGACACUCAGAUAACAUUAUUGUUAGCCCACAUGCUUGAAAACCUGCUUCGCUCAGAUUACACAUUC